AGAGAGCAAGGCAAAGAGUGAGUCGUACAGCUGUGCCGUCCACAAACUAAACAACAGCACGUAAAAGACCCACCAGCAAGAUGGAACUGCUGAAGAUCCUGCCUUGGCGUCGUGCUGUCUUGGCAGUUGUCCUGAAUCUGCUGGCUCUCAGCCUCUCUACCACAGCCUUGCUUGGCAGCUACUGGUGUGUUGGGACCCAGAAGGUGCCCAAGCCUUUGUGUGGAAAGGGCAAAGCCACCAAGUGCAUCGGUGUGCACGUGUCCGCGGACGGAGGUGCUAGCAAUUCUUCAUCCCAGGACGUAGUGCACUACAGCUGGGAGACCGGGGACGACCGCUUCGCCUUCCGAUACUUCCACACUGGCAUGUGGCUUUCGUGUGAGGAGAACAUGGAAGGGCCAGAUGAGAAAUGUCGUAGCUUCAUUGAGCUUUCACCCCCCGCAGAGAGAGGAAUCCUGUGGCUGUCGUUGGGGUCGGAGAUGGUCUACAUCAGUUUGCUGCUCAUUAGUUUCAUCCUGCUGCUGAUAGAAAUGCUGUAUACUGGGAAUCCGGUUUGCGGGCUGAAGCUCAAUGCCUUCGCUGCUGUCUCCUCUGUGCUGUCUGGCCUGCUGGGGAUGGUGGCUCACAUGAUGUACUCACAAGUCUUCCAAGCGACUGUCAAUCUGGGGCCAGAGGACUGGAGACCGCACUCGUGGGACUAUGGCUGGGCUUUCUACAUGGCCUGGGCCUCCUUCACCUGCUGCAUGGCCUCUGCUGUUACCACCCUCAACACUUACACCAAGACUGUGCUGGAGUUCAAGCGUAACCAUAUCAAAGGUUAUGAUGGGAGCUUCAAGGACCAGUCACAGCACCAUCAGUGCUUCAUGCAGCAGCAGCACCAUAGGGAGCAGAUGAGCAGCUACUACCAGCAGCGAGACAAACCUCUCCAUUCCGUCUCAGAGGGGGUCGACUUUUACUCCGAGCUGCAGCAGAAGGUGCUACAGCGGGAACCGGAACUGGAGCUAGACGAGGUCUUGGGACAGUCCAUGGAAGAAGAUCACUGUUAG
Messenger RNA from Terrapene triunguis (Three-toed box turtle), 1043 nucleotides. It is a transcript of the gene GSG1, whose product is annotated as germ cell associated 1. Gene Ontology annotation, cellular component: plasma membrane. The transcript has 6 exons. The coding region runs from base 81 to 1043 and encodes 320 amino acids. Lineage: Eukaryota; Metazoa; Chordata; Testudines; Emydidae. The record is from RefSeq and is a predicted model, not a curated record.